CGAAUCAGAAAAUCAAUUAAGUUAUGAAAAAUACCAUUAAUUGCCUUUCUUUGUCGCCGCAGCUCAUGAAGAAAUGGCGGAUCUCCAGACUUUGUACACUUGCGGUGUCUAAUGGCUCGUUUACAUACGACAGAAACAUUGUCAACCGACAGGAAUAUUUACGUAUCUCAGAAUUGUUGAGUAUUAUCUAUUGGUUGGAUGAGAAUGAGCUGAUGGUUGUGGAAGUCUGCGAGAAGACGCUCCAGAAAAGAGAGAGGCUGACCGGAAGAUGCCAAGAAAAAAACAACAGAAUCCACAGCCAGUUAAGUUGGAUUCUGAAGAUGGUGUAGCAUUUGAAACUCCAGAAAACCUCACCUUAGACACAGACUUCCUUCUAGGACCUGACCUUGAAUUUGAUGAUCCUGAUCAUGAAAACAAGAUUCUAGGCCUGGAAAAGUUUUCAGAAGUAGCUGCAGAGAUUGGUUUCUCGGUGUAUCCUCUGGCUGAUGAGGAGAGCCCUGCCUACAGCCAGCUCAGCAUGGAGAGUGAACCAGAAAACUCACAUGGCACCACUGACAACGGGAGAGAAGAUGAGGGCAGAUCAUCCCAGUCCGACCCCAGUUUUCCUCCCUACCUGUCCUGCAGAGGCUGCGGUCUGCUACGUGAUGAACCUUUAGGACCAGGCAUAGACCUGGGGGGUCCGUACUGCCUCAGGUGCUGCAAAGCCUCGAGGGAAGCCAAGAGCACAGACUUUUGCUCACCUUUUGGAAGCAUGAGCGGGAUUCGCUCAGGGUUGCAGCUGGACAGUGAAGGUGUGGGGAAUGGGAUGGUUGACAAAGCACUGACAGCUGAGGACAAAUUCCCCAAACUGCACUCGUGUCACCUCUGCGGCUUCUCCUCGCGCUACACCAACCACGUGAAGCGCCACAUGAAGACGCACAAUGGGGAGAAGCCCUAUAACUGCCCCCUGUGCACUUACGCUUCAGCCCAGCUGGUGAAUCUGCAGAGACACCUGCGCAUUCAUACUGGGGAGAAACCGUACAAAUGUGACAGCUGCACUUUCGCCUGCAGUUCCCUGGGCAAUCUCAAGAGGCACCAGCGCAUGCAUGUGCCCUCUUUGGGGGCGGGACCUGACAUGCCACCACAGCGACCCACCAGUGGCCAAAACAUGCUGAAGAGGACUGUGAGCGGACAGAGAGUCAAUGAUGAAGGGACAAGUCCUUCAGCCAAGGUUUCAGAAGUUGUGAGGCCAACUUCAAACCUUAGUCUUGGCACUAAGAACGACUACCUACCAGCCUUUGACAGCUUAAAGGGGGCAUCACCACCACCCAUACCAGCCUCAAACCCAGCUCCUGGCCACCAGCCUCCACCCUUGCUGGAGAACACAAACAGCAGUGGGGUGACCAGAGGGGGUGUAGCAGACAGCCCCCCCCUCCCCCCUUCACUUUUCCCUUUCACCUGCCGGUUGUGCGCCAUUGUCCUGGAGGACGAGGACGGUUCUUCCGCCCAGAUUUGUGCCAAGUGCACCCUUGAAAUGCUGACUAAAGACUCGUCCUCAUCUCCCAACAGCCCUGGUGAGCGCAGCGACAAGGUGUACACCUGUGCUGCCUGCCCCUUCCUCACACACUACCCCAACCACCUGGCACGCCACAUGAAGACUCACAGCGGCGAGAAGCCGUACAAGUGCCCACAGUGCGAUUACGCCUCAGCCCACUUUGACAACCUCAAGCGGCACCACAGGGUGCACACAGGAGAGAAACCUUACAAGUGCCAUUUGUGCGACUACGCCUGCGGGAAUCUGGCCAACCUGAAGCGCCACCAGCGCGUGCACUCAGGCUUGAAGCCGUUUCAGUGCGCCGUGUGCAGCUACAGCUGUAACCAGAGCAUGAACCUGAAGCGGCACAUGCUGCGACACACUGGAGAGAAACCAUACAAAUGUGCAGAGUGCGGUUACACAACCGGCCACUGGGACAACUACAAGAGGCACCAGAAGAAGCACGGCCUGGCCACGGAUGGCUGGGUCAAAGUUCCAACGACAGGCAACGAUGAAGAACAAGAAGUGAACAAAGGGAUGGGAGUUGGUGGUCAGACUCACCAGAAAGAGACAGGCGGUGAUAUGCAGUUUAUGCCCAGGGAGGGGGGACAGUCCAUCCAUCCUUGCUACAAACUUGAGAUUGUAUAAAAUAAAACUCAGCAACACUAAGCUACCAGCAACUGGUUUUAUUUUAGUUUUUCACAGAGCCUUUAUAUUGUUUUUAGUGUGUAUUGGUCUGUUAGUGUUUGUCGGAUGUCUUCAAACGGCUGCUAAUUGUUGAUUUGUAGAAUCUCGCACAAUAUGAAAACAUUUCUUCUGAAUAUUUUUUAUCGUUUUUGAACUAAGAAAAGUUGGUGAGACUGUUUGUGUCAAGAAAAAGGGAUUUUGUUUUCAUAAAAAGUUGACUGUCUCAUUGUUUAUGUUACACCACACUAGUGUUUCAAAAUAUCCCUCUCAUAUUAUGACACAUAUCCUGCUUUUAGUUCUGACAGAGAACACUACCUAAUACACCUCAAUAAACGGAACUUGUGCACAUUUUGCCUGAACAGUUGAGUUGCACUGUGUAGUUUAUUUGAUGUUUUAUUUUUUAAUUGGGAAAGAUUAAUCCUUUUUUGUGCCAAAAAUAUCAUAAAACCACUUGAAUGUUACUUUUUUCCCUGUCCUCUUAUUAAAUUUCACUGGCUGACCUUUGGUUUUCUUAUUGAGGUUAUCUUAAAAAAACAAUUUAAAGAAUAUGGUGGCAAGUUUUAUAAACUACACAGUGCAGCUUUAAGUAAAGAUGGCACCAUCUAGGGCCAGUACUGUGCUUUGUUAGCAUCAGAGCAUUGCUCUGGUAAUGGCAUGCCUUCAGAUUAAUUUAAUUUUGUAUGAACUACUAGCAAAGUGCUGUUUGAUAGCACUGGAAUUGUCUUACACCAGUCAUUGUUUUAUAAGUUAGUGACUAAAUCUGCAGUGUCUUUAACUGUCAUCUUUCCUAAACCCCCUCAGGAUUAGAAAUUAUGAUCCAGCACUCUUAAAAAAACAAGAAUUUAUCAUUUUCUCUCAGAGACUGCAUGCACAAGCAUCUUGAAAGAACCUCCCUGGUCUUGUCUUGGUUUUAUGUUAAGAGAAAAAGCACAAUAACAAACAUACAGAUUUGUUGAACGUUUAAGAAAAACUUGUAAAGGGAACAAAAGUGUCAGCAUCACUUGUAUGUGAUUCAGCAUGUUGCUAAAGUAACUCCUCCUAACAAACUCGUAGUUUCUACAUAUCCUUAUACUUCAAAUCACUAGACCAUAAAUAUGUUCAUUUUGGGUCAUGUUAAAGGAGAACACCAUUGUUUUGGUUACUAUUUACUGUGAAAUUAGCCCAUUCUUGUGUUUUUACUUGAAAAAAAGAAGAUGACACAUUAGAAAGCAUGUGUGUGUAAUUGUUUUAUUUCAAUGUGACUGUAAUACACUGCUAGAAGUGCAUACUUAGCGUAAUAUGUAGAGUUUUUUUAUUUUGAAUGUGUGAUGUGUCAUUUAGAUAUGGGGAAUUUUAGGGACUGUGAUUCCUGUUUACUCUCUUUAUAAAUUUCUAUUAUAUGCAAAUGAGAGAUCAGGUUGCCAAUUUUACCAUGACACAAUGGAGAACCCAGUAAAUAGUACUGACAUCCCCCAAGUGUCCAUUUUAUGUCUUUAUGCAGUGUCUCAUAAAUGCCUUAAGUGAGGAUUUCAAAAUAAACAAGU
This is a messenger RNA of Cheilinus undulatus (humphead wrasse), 3723 nucleotides long. RefSeq names its product zinc finger protein 513a (gene znf513a). The record is from RefSeq and is a predicted model, not a curated record. Gene Ontology annotation, biological process: regulation of transcription by RNA polymerase II. Gene Ontology annotation, molecular function: RNA polymerase II cis-regulatory region sequence-specific DNA binding; DNA-binding transcription factor activity. Bases 269 to 2161 code for a protein of 630 amino acids. Lineage: Eukaryota; Metazoa; Chordata; Actinopteri; Labriformes; Labridae. The transcript is spliced from 5 exons.